Messenger RNA from Rotaria sp. Silwood1, 633 nucleotides. NCBI's taxonomy places the organism in Eukaryota, Metazoa, Rotifera, Eurotatoria, Philodinida, Philodinidae. The record is from the annotation of a GenBank genome assembly.
AUGGGCAGUACAAUAGCUAUUUUAUAUUCAAUUCAUAACAUUAAUUCGCAAUAUUCGUUCAUCGAUCGUAGUCUUUUUUGUUUAGGUGCCGGAAAAUCAUCACUUCUUCAGGCUCUCUUUCGACUUGUUGAUCAAUCGUCAACUACGGGUAGUAUUGUCAUUGAUGGCAUUGAUAUUGGGUGUGUUUCGCUUAAUCAACUUCGUUCUUAUUUAAGCGUUAUUCCACAAGUACCAAUAUUAUUCUGUGGAACGCUUCGAUAUAAUCUUGAUCCGUUCACAGAACAUUCUGAUGAAGAAUGUUUAAGGGCAUUUGAAGCUGUUGAACUCAAACAAUUGGUUUCUAAGCAUCCCGAUGGACUUAGUCAAAUAGUAGCUGGAGAACGCCAACUGAUCUGUGUAGCACGAGCUAUCCUCAAGAGAAGCCAUAUCUUGCUUAUCGAUGAAGCAACAGCCCGUGUUGAUCAUGCAACUGACAGUAUGAUUCAAAAUGUUAUUGCAGAUGAGUUUGGUGAUCGUACUAUAUUGACGAUUGCACAUCGAUUGAACACGAUAGCAAACAGUGAUCGUAUUCUUAUGUUGGAAAAAGGAGAAGUUGCCUAUUUUGAUGUGCCUAGUAACAUUGAUCUAAGUUAA